AUGCAGCCCCCGUGCUCCCUUCAGCCGGGCCCCUGUGGCCCCUCACCGUCCCUGGGAUCGCAGAGCAGCAUCAUCAGCAGCAGCAGCAUCACCAGCAGCACCGUCGGCUUCCAGCAGCUGGAGGAGAAGCAGCUCUUUGAGAAGUUUUGGAGGGGGACUUUCAAGGCUGUGGCCAGCCCGAGACCGGAGAGCGUCAUCGUGGCCAGCAUCACCGCACGCCGGAGGGUGACCAAUUUAGAGACGACAGCCUUCCAGCCGCUCAAGACAGAUGAGAGGAAAGCGGCGGACACCAGGUUGGACACCGCGGAAAGGAAUGGCUGCAUCAAAGGGAAAGGACGCAAACACCACAGCCACCGCCGGGCCAGGAGCCCCUCCUUUGAUGAGGAACUCUCCCCUCGGCCCAAGGGGAAGAAGAAGAAGAGAAAGUCUGAACGGAAGAGGAAAAGGAAAAGGUCUCCUUCCUACAGCCUGUCGCCACUGCGGAAGAAGAAAAAGAAGAAGAAGAAGAGCUCCAAGAAAAGCAAGCGGCAUAGGUAUACGUCCAAAAAGUCAAAACACAGCUCUUCAAGUUUAAAACACAAGAGGAAGGAUGAGCGCAAGCACAAAAAAAGUUCUCGGACUCACUCACGGCGGAGGCGACGCUAUCGGAGGUCAGAGUCGGACAGUUCUUCUUACCAGUCUUCCACAGAGGACAGACACCCUCUGCAGAAAUCUGUGGUGCAUCAGGCUUUAGGAGAGCUGGCAGCCGUAGUAGAAGAGUCCAACGGAGUGCUUGACCACACGGACAUGAAGUGGAGACCUGAAACCAAAUCAGUGUGUAAAACGGCUCCAAAAUAUCGCUCCAUCCUCUCCACCGCUACCAUUAUGUCGUCAGAACCCGCAAGAGAGAUUUUACACGGAAAAGGGUCUCAGCAUUUAUCUGGCCGGACCGAAGUUCCGCACGAUUACGAUUCGGGGAAUGACACGUCUUCGCCGCCGUCGAGCAAAACGGGUGUUUUUCAGGCGAGUGUCACUGACAGCAAGAGGAACCACUGUAAACGUCUGGCCUCGCCAGAGAAGCUGAAGUUCACCUACAGAGACAAUGCCUCUGAUUCAGGAAACUCUGUGACCAGCUACGCCUCCCUGUGCAAACCUUAUGUGGAGGACGGCUUGUCUGCAACCCUCUUCAGUGGAAAUGGCAAGAGAGGGCAGAUUACCUUGGGGUGUCGGGUGGAGGUUGUGAGAUCUCCAAAGGCCUCCAGCUGUUCCCGGAGGAGGAGAAAGUCGUCUGGAAGGCGGCUGAAGACGCGGUCAUCCAGCAGCAGGAGCAGGAGCAGAUCCUCGGGGAGCUCCAGAUACUCUGGCCGCUACUCUCGAAGCCUGUCGCUGUCAUCCUGCAGCUCGUACUCGCGCUCACCGAGUUACUCUGCUGAUCCGAGGCGACGAGGCAGCGUGGCCAGCCUGAGCUCCAGAGGAAGCUACUCCAGACACAGCGCUGACAGACUAAGACACAGAAAGAGAACGCAUAGCUCCAGAGAGACAGAUGUGAAGCAUGCUCAUAAGGUUAGUGGGAAGAGACAAAGACGGAAAUCCUACUCUCCUAUGAAGAAACGGAGGAGAGACUCACCGAGCCAUCUGGAAGCACGCCGAAUCACAAGUGCCAGGAAGCGACCCAUCCCUUACUUCCGACCCAGCCCUUCCUCCAGCAGUCGGUCCACCAGCGUGUCGUCCUGGAGCAGCCUCUUCACGCGCAGCCGCAGUCGCAGUCGGCUCCACAGCGUCAGCCGCAGCCGCAGUCGGAGCCACAGUUACUCCACCUACAGGAGCUACAGCCGAAGCUCCUCCUGGAACUCAAUCUUUGGGACCCGCAGUCGCAGCCGAAGUCGCGGUUCGUUGAACAAGCGUCACAAAACCAGACAUUAG
Molecule: messenger RNA, 1902 nt
Organism: Anoplopoma fimbria (sablefish)
Lineage: Eukaryota; Metazoa; Chordata; Actinopteri; Perciformes; Anoplopomatidae
Gene: srrm4
Product: serine/arginine repetitive matrix 4
Exons: 13
Coding region: 1-1902 (633 amino acids)
Biological process (GO): regulation of RNA splicing; mRNA processing; neuron maturation
Cellular component (GO): nucleus
Molecular function (GO): mRNA binding
Source: RefSeq, a predicted model, not a curated record